Purpureocillium lilacinum is the source of this 714-nucleotide messenger RNA. RefSeq lists its product as uncharacterized. Gene Ontology annotation, cellular component: phagophore assembly site. Lineage: Eukaryota; Fungi; Ascomycota; Sordariomycetes; Hypocreales; Ophiocordycipitaceae. Gene Ontology annotation, biological process: autophagosome assembly; autophagy. The record is from RefSeq and is a predicted model, not a curated record.
AUGGACCCUCAAGCCCAGCCGCACCUGCAGCAGCAGCAGCCGCCGCCGCAACCGCAGCCGCCGCAGGAUCCUCCCGAGUUCAUUCUCGACGUCUUUGCCGACCCGCGAUCUGUCCGAGACGUCGUCAAAGGCAUCCUGCAUACCAUCUUCUUCACGCGCUUCUUCCCCUCCCUCGCUCCCCGCACGCGCGAAGUCCUCGACCUCACCCUCCCCUACGUCGACGAUGACGAGCUCGAGACUAUGAUCGACCAGCGCGCCGCCGCCCUUGAGCGCCAGCUCGACGCCCAGCGCAAUAGCAACACCCACAGCCACAAUCACAAUCACAACCACAACCACAACCACAGCAGCGGGAGCACAAGCGGCAGCGCCGGCACCACCGGCGGCGGCGGAGGCAGGGGCCAGGUCACGGUCCAGUUCUUCGAGAAGAAGCGCCGAAAGGCCUGGCUCUCGCGCGGAGACGAAGAGGUCUGCUGGGAGUGCUGGACCGUCAAAGUCACCGUCGCCGAGCCGCGCACAGAGAGCGAACGCGCCAAGGUCCGCCGCGCCAUGGAGCAGACGCUCUUCACCACGGCCAUGAAGAUCGUUACGUUUGCCAACUCGCACAAGGACCACAUCCCCCCGAUAACCUCGCAGGGCGGCAACCCGUUCCCCUUCAAGAUCACCGUCGACCAGCAAAAGGAGACGGGCUGGGCCGCCCGCAUGCGCAUCUACUAA